UCAAAUCAACGUAUGCAUACAGUAGUGUUUAAAGGAUACAUAACAUACCUGUUUUCCUAUUGCUUUUCUAAAUAGAGCAUGACACUUUAGAAGACGAACCACGUGUUAAUCGACAAUUUCAUAUUCUGUCAGUGCUCAAUUAUACAAAUUUAAUGAUGCGACACACGCCCUGAUAUGCACGACAUAACAUUUCGUUAUAUAGUAGCCUUUUGUAUAUGUUGAUACGAUUCCGGGUUACUGCAGUCCUGUGGCAAUGUCGCCCGUUCUUGGAAGACUAACAUCUACUAUAGCGCCGGAUACUUUCUUUCGUAGUUAUUUACCCAUUCGCAACGGAUGUACACGUUUCUAGCAUCGUGGAUGAAGCCAUGCAUGCAUCUAUAACUAAUGGCGUGCUGCUUGGAUAGAUAAACAGUCUAAUUUGUGUUGUUCUGUGUAUGAGGACGUCCGGACAUCAAAUACAAGAUAUCCUAAUCCUCAACUUUGCCGAUGUCAGUAUGAACAGACGAUUGAGACAUUGUCAGCGUCCACUAAAGCUGACACUGCUGGUGUUCUACAUAGGAUUGGUGCUGUUUUCUAUAUUUAACUACCGUAGUAACUGUAUUUACACGAGUCCGGAGUCUCUGAUCCGGUCAAACCUCAUCAGCCGUGUCAAAACCGCACAUAUAUGUCGGAUAAAUUUUGAUAAACUCGAUGUGGUGGAUAUAGAUAUUUUCUCUGAACCAUCUUUCGAACUCAUUAAGGAGAGAAAUCAGCAUGUUUUUCCAGGCGGAUAUUGGAAACCUGAGAUAUGUGAAUCAUUGCAGAGGGUUGCUAUCAUAAUUCCUUAUAGGAAUCGUCUCCACCAUCUAAAGCUCCUGUUGAACAGAAUACACACGUUACUAAGGAAACAAAAUAUUGAAUAUCAAGUGUUCGUGGUAGAACAGGCUGGAAAUGAUAGUUUCAAUAAAGGGAAGCUGAAUAACGUUGCUUUCACCGAGGCGACAAAGAUGGAAAAUUUUGAUUGCUUUAUAUUCCACGACGUUGAUUUCCUCCCUGAAAACGACAAAAACCUUUACAUGUGUGAUGACCACCUCCGUCAACUCUCUUCAGCUAUUGACGAAAACAGAUAUCAUGUCAUGUUCUAUAACAACGCUGGCGGUGUUAUUGCCAUGAAGUCUGAAAACUUCCGAAAAAUCAAUGGCUUCCCAAACUCCUACUGGGGCUGGGGUAACGAAGACGACGACUUUUCAGCGCGGACACGAGAGGCAGGGAUGCUGAUCACUCGACCGCCAGAACACAUUGGAAUGUUCAAGGCGGUGCGACAUGUGAAAGAAGUUAGAUCUGAGAACGGAUAUGAUGCAUUUCUUGGUUGGCGAGGAAGAUGGAUGAAUGAUGGCCUAAACUCACCUUCCACGAUGAAAUAUACAAUAAUCCAGCUCACACGACUACCCCUGUACACAAACAUCACUGUAGACAUAGGCCCCUCCGAGGGGCACCGGGUAGACAUCAACAAGGACACCACGCGAGAAUCGAUAUGGUGGUUUUUGAAGUUCUACUUUCCAUAAAAGAAUAUUAAGACUUUGAGUUAUACAAAAACGGUUGUCUAAUGAUUUAUGUGUAAAACAUUUCAUGAGAGAGCUGAACUUGAGACAUAGCAGGGACGUGGUGAAUUCACCUCUGUCAUAACCUGAGCAUAGGAAGUACAAGCAUCUACACUGUUUCUUGCAUUUUGCAGAUUGCUAUAAAGCAUUUUUUUUAAAGUUGCUAAUUUAUUCACUGCAUUCAUAUUUUUAUUCAGGUUUUUAGUAAAAAUUCUAUUUCUUAAUAUGUAAUGCCGCAUUUGAUUAAUUUGGUAGCAAAGUGAAUUGAAUAAUAUAAGUUCCUUCCAUUCUCUGUAUUUCUUGUUAUUUAGGACAAAAGUAACACGCCCUAUAAUGGAAUUUUAACACAUUAUAGUCUAGGUGUAGCUUUUGCUUAUUGCUGCUGACAAUGGAAUAAAGCGACAGGAAAACUAAGAAAAUAGCUAGGAGUUGAACCCGGGACCUAUGUUUGACUAGUCUGCGCUCUACCGAAUCAGCGCACGAGAUAAUUUUCCUAACCCAAUAGGUAUGAGUAUGAUAGUACGUACCAAAGUGACAGGUAUACCACAGUUCACUAGACUAGCAGACGACACGUGCUAACAUUAAGUAUUGGAUUUAAAGACUCAAGAACAAACAUUCGAGUAAGCUUCUUGUACACAUCACGAUAUAAUGUUCUCACUUUGAUGACGUGGCAUUAACUGGAUUUGCUGCAACUUUACCUGGCAGGUGUCGUUACCUAAGCUAAAGACCUCUCUCCUUUCUUGAAUAAAAUCCUGGUCUUAUUCCCU
This is a messenger RNA of Mizuhopecten yessoensis (Yesso scallop), 2347 nucleotides long. Its product is annotated as beta-1,4-galactosyltransferase 3-like. Bases 435 to 1544 code for a protein of 369 amino acids. The record is from RefSeq and is a predicted model, not a curated record. Gene Ontology annotation, molecular function: N-acetyl-beta-glucosaminyl-derivative 4-beta-N-acetylgalactosaminyltransferase activity. The transcript is spliced from 8 exons. NCBI's taxonomy places the organism in Eukaryota, Metazoa, Mollusca, Bivalvia, Pectinida, Pectinidae. Gene Ontology annotation, biological process: carbohydrate metabolic process; glycosphingolipid biosynthetic process.